This is a messenger RNA of Cladocopium goreaui, 1752 nucleotides long. NCBI's taxonomy places the organism in Eukaryota, Dinophyceae, Suessiales, Symbiodiniaceae. The record is from the annotation of a GenBank genome assembly.
AUGAAACUGGGGCAUUUCCGGGACGGAAAGCUGGCAGCGAUGCACAGGAAAGUGGCGACGCGUCUGCAAGACUUCGAGUCCCAGAUCACCGCGCAGCUCAGCAACUUGCAGACCGACUUCGACAAGAAGUUGUCGCACGUCAACCGAGGAGCUGCCGCCACGAAGGGCUUGGAUGGCGCCUCCGGCGCUGCCGGCUUGGACACCAUGGCGGAGGAUUUGGACCAACUGAAGUAUGAUGUGGGAGAGCUCAAGGACCUGCUUGGAAACAACAAAGGUGAGGUCAAUCACAUUCGUCGCAUCGUCCUUGCCUGCGAGAGAGACAUGGAGGACUUCACAGCGGCUAUGGAUGCUGUGAACGUGGACCUUGAUGAGAUGCGCGCCCGAGUGGAUGCGACCCACAGCAUCAUCACCAGCCGCCAGCGUGUGGAAGCCACCAUGACAGCAGAGAUCUCCACCAUGAGGCUUGACAUUGGUGACAUCCAGGAAGCUUUGAAGAACCACGACAGUUGGAUGGAGGACGUGUCGAACACCUUGCAACAGAUGCAAGAGAAGGAAGAGAAUCUGACGGAAGACAUCAUCAACCUGAAGAAUGAGAUGUGCACCAAGUUGGAUACCAAGGUGGACAAUGUAGCCUGGAAGGAGGCCAACGACGACUUGGACGCUGCGGUGAAGACAGUGCGCGACAUGGUCUCCUCGCUGCGUUUGGACGUGGACGCGCGGCGCCGGAAGGUGGAUGAGAUCCUGGCCACCGUGCGUCACGACAUCACGGCGGUGGAGACCAACCUGGAAGAAUCCAAGGCCAAAAUCACCAGCGACACCGACCAGGCAGUGAAUGCCCUGAACGGCCGAAUUGACUUCACCAACAAGGACCUGGCUGCCACGCAAGAGAGCCUUCACACCACCCAGAACUCCUUGUCCGAUUGCUUCAACGAGGUGGCUGUGGUCCGCAGCGACUUGGAGCGCAACGUGGCGGACACCGAAGCGCGCCUGAAGAAUGACAUCCGCCAAAAGCAACAGGAGGCCUUUGAAAAGAUUGGUGCCGUGGAGCAGCAGGCCGAGCUAAGAAGUGCUGAAGCCUCGCGGCGCCUUGGGGCGUUGGACUUGCGCAUGAGUGGCGUGCAGGGAGGACUUGGGGAGCACAAGCGCGACAUCCUGAAACUUCGUGAGGAGGUGAACGGCCUCACGGUGAAGAGUGCCAGCCAUGAGGUGGACAUCCAGAAGAACUGCGACGCGGUCCGCAAGAUGGAGAAGCAGCGCAACAUGGAUGAGCAGAACUGGAAGGCUCAAAUGGAUGCCGUGCACGAUGUGCUGGACACGAAGGUCAAUGAGAAACCAUUUGAGGACUUAAAGCACUGCACUGCAUCCUUGACCCGUGGAGUGGUGAAAUUCGCUCAGGUGGUGGGCGUGUUCCCUGGUCCAAAGUUUGACGAUGCAGAGGGUGCUGACCAGGGAGAAGCCGAUGUGGAACUCCUGGGCUGGGAGGAGUGCGCUGAGAACAUGUCCUUCCGUGUGGAUAAGGCGUGGCGUCAGCGCUGCUCGCAACGCUUCCGCAACGUGCUGGACAUGAUUGCCAAGAAGGCCGACCACAGCGUGCUGCGGCUGCUGCAAAUCUCCCAACAACAUAUCGAGUCGCAAUUGGAACGUGUGAAGCACGAGCGUGAGCUGUGGAAGGAAGUCGUGGAGCGUCGUCAACAACAGCCAUUGCAGUUGGCGCUCUCGAUGAAGGAGCAAGCCGCAGGGCCCUCCCAGUGA